AUGUGGAGUAUGUGUUAUUAACUAUAUUGUGAACAACGUUUUUUAAUUAUAGGUCAAUACAUAACUUACUUUAUAAUAAUAACAUGACGAUAGUUAUAUAUAUGUUAUUUAUAAAAUUUCUUUUUAGCUAAUAUUGCCAUGCGCACAGCGUAUUCGUACUUUACUGUAGCUGGUACUACAUGUGGCUUUUCAUUGAAUUUACUUUUGUUUUAUGUGAUACGAAAGACGAGGAACAAAACUCAAGCACACACCUUCAUGACAUAUGUUGUCGCGUUACAAGACUUGUUUUACACGUUCACUGAGCUCUUUAUACAACAUGUAAGUCAUAUAUACAGUAUGUGACAUGUAGGUUAAAUAUACAGUAUACAACUUGUAAGUUAAAUAUACUGUAUAUAUAUAACAUUGAACUUAUUCAAACACAUCACGACUUUAUCUUGCAGGAAAUCCACCUUCACGAUGGAUCAAUCUACUUCUACACCCACGGUAUAGAACAAUAUCUACCGGUUGGUUGUCGCCCCUUCAUCUUAACCGUACACAUGACAUUUGUCUUCCAAAGUAUGUUUGGCAUGGUUUGUAUCUUCUACUACCGCCAUAUCCUAUUAAGAGACCCAUCAACACCCUUAUUACUGUUUCUGAAGAUCGUGGCUACAGGAUUCUGUUUCUCGCUUCUGGCUGGAGUCACUUCCGCUGUAGCCUCUGUAUCAAGUGGAAAAGAGUUACCUAACAAUAUUAAUAAACAUCUAGUGUUCAGUAAUGGAUAUGUGGUUACUGACCUUCCUAUUUACUUCAUUUACGUGGUAUUUCAGUCUUAUUUUACAAAUUGAAUUUCAAAGUCAAAUUUUGUUUUUUUAUUGAACAAAAUAUUGAUUUUUAAUAAAAGUUUUAAAUACAUUUUGUCAUAUACUAUAGUUAUAUUAUAUUUCAGUACAACAAUGAAGCAAUAAUCUUCAUGACAUCCUCAAUAAUCACCUUAGCAACUGGACAUAUCAUUGCUAUAGUCUGCUUUCUGUUAAGCUUAUAUGCCGCCAAUUUAAACCGAGAUAAAGUUUCGUAUCGUACAAGGAGACUUCAACUUCAGUUUUCUAGAAAUUUAAUCGCACAGGUAAGAUAUCAUUUUACUUUUAGACAUGAGAAACGGGCCGGGCCGGGCCCAAUUUUCAAGCCCGGCCCGGCCCGUUUUUUAUUUUGGUCAGGCCCGGCCCGAUCAGAAAAUUCCUAGGCCCGGCACGGCCCGUUUUAAAAAAUUUUAAAAAUUUUGAAACUUAAAAACUAAACGGAAAAUUGGCUUUAAAUUGUUUUUUUAGAUCAUUUAUGGAUCAUAGAACCCAAUAAAAUCUAAAAACAUAAACGGGGAUUGAAAUAAAAAAUUUUAAAAAAUUUAGAAUUUUUUUUUCCAGGCCCGGCUCGACUUUCCAAGGCCCGGCCCGAUCUAAAUUUUGCUCAAGGCCGGCCCGGCCCGUUUCUCAUGUCUAUUUACUUUACUGUAAAUUUUUUUAAUUUUUAUUUAAAAAGUAUUUUAGAGAAAUUGACAAAGCCUGAGUUAAGUUAAGGUUACUCAUAAAACUAUUUAAAGAAUAGUAACUUAGUUUUUACUUAUUUUAGACAAUUGGAAUACUAAUUACAGUAACCACUCCUAUGUUUACGAUACUAGUUGCCAUGUACCGUGAAACAAAAAUACAGUAUCUUGGGUUUUGUAUCUAUGCCCCUUUGGCAUGGCACUCUUGUAUCAGCGCUCUUUUGUCAAUCACCUUCAUAAAAGCCUACCGACAAAAGAUUUUAGAUUUGAUUGGGUUGAAACACAGAUUCUUUCAAGAAACAACUACGUACGUUCAACAGUUUUCAACACAACUAACCAAAAGUAACCAUUAA
Molecule: messenger RNA, 1869 nt
Organism: Bursaphelenchus okinawaensis
Lineage: Eukaryota; Metazoa; Nematoda; Chromadorea; Rhabditida; Aphelenchoididae
Source: the annotation of a GenBank genome assembly